Messenger RNA from Penicillium roqueforti, 330 nucleotides. RefSeq lists its product as uncharacterized. The record is from RefSeq and is a predicted model, not a curated record. Lineage: Eukaryota; Fungi; Ascomycota; Eurotiomycetes; Eurotiales; Aspergillaceae. The transcript has a single exon. The coding region runs from base 1 to 330 and encodes 109 amino acids.
AUGCCAAAAUGGCCGCACACCAUCAAUCUUCUUUGGAAGAUGUAUUAUGGAAGUGAAUCCUACCAGGUUAUCCAAGUGAUGCCACCGGAUAUCGUCGCGGAUGAUUUCGUGCUGCUCUCACUUCCGCCCGGUGGAAACCCAAUACCAUAUGUGUACUGGAACAUUGGCGUGACAGAGCCAGAGAUGUGGGAGAAGGCAAAUAAAGAAGGCAAGUUGCGAGAUUUACCUCCAACCCACAGUGCUCUCUAUGCGCCAGCAAUUGAGCCAAUCCUUCAAACCGGAAUCGAAGGAUUGGCUUUGUCUGCCUUGACAUUCCUUGAGAUUAUUUGA